Messenger RNA from Nematocida ausubeli, 1755 nucleotides. RefSeq lists its product as uncharacterized. Gene Ontology annotation, molecular function: ATP binding; ATP-dependent chromatin remodeler activity. Gene Ontology annotation, cellular component: nuclear replication fork. NCBI's taxonomy places the organism in Eukaryota, Fungi, Microsporidia. The transcript has a single exon. The coding region runs from base 1 to 1755 and encodes 584 amino acids. The record is from RefSeq and is a predicted model, not a curated record. Gene Ontology annotation, biological process: DNA repair; replication fork processing.
AUGCAAGCAGAAGACAGUUCCAUACGCCUUGUAAGACCAAUAACUGGAACAGACGCAAAAAAAGAGACCGUGCAUGACUUAUGCCUCAUUAACUCCAAAGAAGUAAGGAUUCACCCAAGCACAAAGGAAAUAGCCGCAUACGUAUGCAAUAAACCAGGCUGUAAUUACAUAAUACAAAACAACGCGUGGCAGAUACCAAUGGACAUGUGCGCUCAGCUAAUAAGUGAAGGGUUUUUUUCUAAAUCAAAAAUAAAAGGCACACCUUUAUCAGUGAUAAAGCAACUAGCAGCAAAUACAACGACAAAACAAGAUGAAAAUCGUCAUAACCCAGUCAUGACCCAGAUGCAAGCAAUAAACUCAAAGGAAACCAUCUUCUUAAAACCGCACCAAAUAGAAGGAAUAAAAAUUGCAGUGAAAAGGAAUUACAGAGUGCUAAUUGCAGAUGAAAUGGGCCUAGGAAAGACCCUGCAAGCAAUUUCCAUUGCAAGAACCCUUUUGGAAACCCAUAAAUUCAAUUAUGACCGUUGUAAUCAGACUAAAUUAGUCUAUAUUGUUAUAUUUGCGCCUGCUUCUAACGUGCAAAUGUGGAUAAACGAGGCAAAAAAGUUCAUAAGUGAAGAGUCUUAUGAUAUAAAAAAUUUUACCCCGUCACCCCCGACGUAUCAAAAUCAGGCACAAAACCCGAUUGUCUUAGUCUCAAGUUACGCUGGGGCCCUUACAAAAAUAACAAAAAUCGACUUAAAUGACGUUAUUUUAGGGAUCGCAGAUGAAUCUCAGAACUUGAAAAACCCAGAGAGCAAGAGGGCAUCGAUCCUAGUGCCUUUCUUGUCGAAAUUAAAGCACGUCUUAUUAUUAUCCGGUACACCUGCACUUUCAAACCCAAAUGAAUUAUAUACGCAGAUAAAAAUUAUAAACCCUUCACUUUUUUCAUAUCUAGAAUAUCACGAGAGAUACUGCCGCCUUGCAGAUAAUCAUUAUAACGCACUUAAUCCCAGACUAAAACAAUUAGUUAAAUACAGGGGCAGUAAGAAUCUGGAUGAAUUAAAGGUUAUCCUGAAGGAAUUAGUCAUGAUACGAAGGGUUAAGAAGGAAUGUUUGUCGUUAGGCGAAAAGAAACGUAUUUUAGUCACAUUUUCAACGGAAUUAGUAAAAAAGGAAUUAAAUUCAAAUUUGAAAAUAAAUUCUAAAACCCUUCAGAAUGAAUUAUUAUCAGAAUAUAAUCAAUCUGCAAAAGAUAAGGUUUCAGAUUUAAUUUUAUUCAUAAAAGAAUUAAAAAUGCGAGUAAAAGGGAAAGUCAUUGUAUUUGCGCAUCACACGGAGAUUUUAACAAGCAUAUACCAGGAAUUCAUUAAGAAUGCCGUUAUAAUCACAGGAUCCACACCAAAAGCAAAAAGAGAGACCAUUUGCACGAAAUUUAAGGAAGAUUUAAAUAUAAAUCUGGCAGUACUUAGUCUUAAGGCGUGUUCAACGGGUCUAACCUUAGUAUGUGCUACUACAGUGGUAUUUGCUGAGUUACCCUGGACCCCAGGUGACCUCCACCAAGCAGAAGACAGAAUUUACAGAAUUGGACAAUUAGAGACUGUACGUAUCUAUUAUCUUAUCGCAUCGUACGUGGAUAAAUAUAUGUGGCCAUUAUUGCGCCGUAAGAAUAAUAUGUUAAACACAAUUGGUAUCAUAGAAAAAGAGAAGGAAGAUUUGACAUUUGAAGAUUUUGACCCAAAACAGAAAAAACUCAAUGGAUUUGGUCUGGAAUGA